AUGGCAGCGAAGGCAGGAACCGCGAGCGUCUUGGGCGGCCUCUCCGGCGGCGAGUUCAUCUCCGUGGCCGGUCUCCGCGCCGACGGACGUCGCAGCCACGAAGUACGCCGCAUCCGCACGCGUUUCGGCCUCUUCUCGCGCGUCGACGGCUCGUCGUACUAUGAACAAGGCAACACAAAGGUCGUCGCAGUGGUCUACGGCCCGCGAGAGCUCCGCGCUGCGUCCAUGAGCAGCAGCAGCGGCGGCGGCGGCGCGGCCGUUGUCGGCACCGGCGCAGGAGAUGCAGUGGGCAACACGCAGCCACGGGCAGUGGUGAACUGCGAGUUCACGCAAGCGGCUUUUGCCACGUCGGAGCGCAAGGCCCAGCGCAGCAGCGACCGUCGGAAGCUCGAGAUGUCGCUGGCCGUCAAGCAGAUCUUUGAAGCCUGUAUCCAGACGCAGCUGUACGCUCGCUCGCAGAUUGACAUUUUCGUCCAGGUGCUGCAUGCUGACGGCGGUGAGCUGUCGGCCAGUAUCAAUGCCAUUACAUUGGCGCUGAUCGAUGCGGGGAUCGCGCUCAAUGACUUUGUCGUGGCGUCAUCGGCUGGGUAUUUGCAGCAGACGAUGCUCUGUGACUUGAGCUACGCAGAGGAAGUGGCGCGUGCGCCGCAGAUGGUGGUUGCGCUCAACCCUCGGUCGCAAAAGCUGAACUUGCUGCAGAUGGAGUGCAAGCUGCCGCUCGAGCUGUUUGAGAGCCUCAUGGAAGUCGCGACCGAGGGCUGUAACCAGAUUUACGACUUGUUGCAGAACGCCGUGCGGGAGAACACGAGGAAGCGACUGCGUCUGCGCAAUGCAGCAAUCGCUGCGUGA
This is a messenger RNA of Hyaloperonospora brassicae, 849 nucleotides long. The record is from the annotation of a GenBank genome assembly. NCBI's taxonomy places the organism in Eukaryota, Oomycota, Peronosporomycetes, Peronosporales, Peronosporaceae.